Oenanthe melanoleuca is the source of this 4015-nucleotide messenger RNA. It is a transcript of the gene MALL, whose product is annotated as mal, T cell differentiation protein like. NCBI's taxonomy places the organism in Eukaryota, Metazoa, Chordata, Aves, Passeriformes, Muscicapidae. Gene Ontology annotation, biological process: myelination. Gene Ontology annotation, molecular function: structural constituent of myelin sheath. Bases 3105 to 3566 code for a protein of 153 amino acids. The record is from RefSeq and is a predicted model, not a curated record. Gene Ontology annotation, cellular component: membrane. The transcript is spliced from 4 exons.
GUAACUUUUUAUUUCGGUGUUGUUAGGGGAGAACCUGUUACAGGUUGGUACCCAGUGUGGCUCCCUGUCAUGAUGUGCUUCCAACAGCCAGCUGGUAAAAGCUUUCCAUGGAUACAAAAGGGGCUGUGUAUGCCCACAGAAUCAUCUUCUCUCCUCCAAACUCUGAGCUUCAGUCCUCCCACAAUGUGCCUGGGGAAAGGCCCCCAGAUUCCUCAGAUCUCCCUGCCCCAGACAGUUGUAAUCCCAUGUUUUGGCACACACACAGCUGGAGAACUGACCUGGUUGUCCCUGGGCUCACCCACACCUUGUCCUACCUCCCGUGCCCCAGACAGAGAGCAGCUGCAGGGAACUGAAUGAGAAAGCCCUUGGCUGUCAGAGCUGGGUUUCCUGGGAGCAGCAGUGGGAUAUUUCCUGAACUGAUGCACGAGGAUGGCUCUGGGUUUACUCCCAACAAACACCCGCUGAGUCAGAGCAGCUUCUUCAGGGCCAUUCAUCCAAAAGGAAAGCAGAUCUGCUCACAGAAUUGGCAACUCCCCGGGAUCCCAGGACCAGCCAGUUCUACCUGACUGGCAUGUGCCACUCCCAGGGGAGGAUUGCUGCCUGCUGAGUGCUCCCUCCUCACGGUUCCUGGGGCUGAGCUGUGAAAUGCUCUCCUGGGGCUGGGAUCUUUCCCAUGUGUUUGAGAAUUGGCCAGGCUGAUCCUUUGUCUCUGCGUUUUCCAAGCUGAUCUUUUCAGGGGGAUAUCAGUGCCCAGAGGCAGCAUCACCUCUGACUCCAAGGAAUGGCAUCAGAGCCACGCUCCACCCAGGACAGCAGGGAAAUGAGAGGAGUUUGGGCUUCCAGGGCAGGGAGGAUGUGGCAGUGCUUUUAGGAAAUAUAAAUAUCCUCCAGCAAAGGGCUCUUGGUGCCUGUAGUGUGUGGGAAGGCUGGCAGAGUUCAGGGUGCAGGUUUGUUGAUAUGCUGGAGGCUUAUCUGAGAUAACAGAUGUGUGUUUAGGAAGGUCAAAUCUCUUCCCAAUGUUUUCCUGGGAACUGGGAGUGAAUUGUUUAGGUUUUUUCCCCGUGUACAUUACUUGGAAGAGUGCUUGGCAAACACCACGUGGAGUAUUUUCAAACACUCUUGUCUGCAGAGAGACCAAGAAUUCCUGAAGUCUGCGUUUGUCCUGGUGUACCACGACUCCGUGUUCCCUCUGCUGUGCUCCACCCUCCUCCCCAGCUACAGGUGGGCUGAGGAAGAGGUGGAAAUGGCCCGCUGGAAGGUGAUCCAUGACUUCCUGAAAAGGAGCCAGGAGAAGGAUGGUGCACUGGAGUACCUGCUGUCAUCAGAGAACACCCACAGAGCCUUUGACAUCUCAGAGCUGGCCUAUGACUUCUUAGGAGAAACAAGGGAAAACAAUCCUGGAGAAUGAACAAUUCAGGCUUUUCUAAGGACGUGGUAACAAGAAAAUUAAAUUCUUACCAAAGAGGUUAUGUAGGAUCUGAAUGGUAAUGGGUAUUUUAGCACAAUCAAGAUGUUGAGAGAAAUUAAAAUUAUUUUAUCCGUUUAUUGACUGGAAAUUGUAUUUUAAAUAUUUAGUUUUUCAGUGUUAAACAAGGCUCUGAUUGCCUGUUACCACCUGUUGUAGCCAUGUCAGGUGUCAUGUUCUGCCUUUUUCUCCUCUCAUGCAGCCUCCAAUUAAUUUCCAGGGUUGUUUUAAUCAGGGUGAACAAAAGGCUCUUUGUGCCAGUCCCCCAGGAGCAGGGAAGGGGAAGAGCAGGGAUCUUUAAGAAUGCUGCUGAGCAAGGGCAGCCAGCUUAGGAGGAGAAUCCUCUCUUACCCAACCAGUGGCCAGCAGGUUGCUCUGUUUUUACACUGUUUGCCUGUUCUUCUCCCCCACUCAAGAGAAGGCUGGGUGACUCCCAGGAAUGUGCCUGACCCAACACAAAUAGCAGCUGGUGGGAAUCCUGGGAAUGCUGCAUUUCCCCAGGAUUAUUUCCUCUGCUGACCCCUGAGUGCCUUGUGGCCACAGGCUCUGUGUGCUGCCCACUCCCAGAGGGAAGUGAUUAAUCCACUUUCUCCUUGGUGCUGGAGCACCUGCAUGCUUCCUGCAGAGCAAUGGGGACAUUGCCACUGAGCCACACAGGUAUUUAAGCCCAGGCUAAGGCUCAGUUUUGUCUAGCAAGACUUAAAACAAGAUUUUUGAAAGCCUCCUGCAUGGAGCCAAAAAGCAGCUUCCACUGGAGUAUCUAUAAACUGGAGCCUCCAGAAAUACCACACAACACUUCCCCCAGCCUAGGAAGGGCUCAGACAAGAGCCAUGGAUUUGAUCUUUGCUCUGUGUUGUGCAAGAGCUUGGCACAGAAGCCGAGUUCCUGGGGCAUCACCUGUCUCGCCUAGCAGAUAUCUCUCUGGGACAGUGUCUUCCUCCUGCUGUAGCCCAUUGCCCGAGUUAAUGGGGUCAUUCUGUCCUCUCUGGGCCACCAGGCCACCAGCCUUUCAUCCCACCCCUUAUCUGGGAGUUCUGGGGCCAGGCACAGUGCACUGGAUGAGACAGUGAAGUGCUUCCCGAAUCCAAAAUGCACUUGCCAGGAGGCAGAAAUUCCUGCAGCUCUCCUUCAAACCUUACUGGGCACUUGGGAGCACAUUGCCAAACCCUCCCGCUGUGUCUGUAAAAUUUACCUGCUAGUUUCUGAAGGCUGGAUGGGCGUGGAGGGGUCUGAUGUGACCACGGAGCAGAAACCUGAACAGAAAGGGGAGGAGGCAACAACGGUGGAAGCAAAAAUAUUUCAGGCUUGGAAACGUGCCAAGGACAACUGUUUGCAGGAAACAUUUCUGUUCCGGCAAGGUGUAGGAAGCUUUUUGGCUUUUCCCUCCAGCUAAUGACCUUGCACGGGUGCGCGGUGGGGCCGGGGCCCCGCUGUCCCGUCUCUGUCGCAUCCCGGCUGGCAGUGGGAUGCACGGAGCCUCCGCAGCCUCCGGCGGUGCCAGGGGCUGGCCGGGCCGGGCCGGGCCGGGCCGGUUCCUGUGCUUACGUGCGGCGGGCGUGUCCCUUAAAUCCCGCACGGGAGCGGCGCGGGGCAGGCGGGCGCCAGCGGAGCCCGGCGCAGCGCUGUCAGCGGCGGAGAGAUGGCCUCGGUGGGUCCCUCUGCAGCCUCCACGCAGCCCGCCCUGCCCUCCGGACCCGCCGUCUUCAAAACCAUCCCCUACGCCUUCAUCCUGCCGGAGAUCGUCUGCGGGACCUGGGUGUGGAUCCUCGUGGCUGCUACCUCGGUGUCCUUGCCGCUGCUGCAGGGAUGGGUGAUGUACGUGUCCCUCACCUCCUGCCUCAUCUCCCUGCUGCUCCUCCUCAGCUACCUCCUCGGCUUCCACAAGAACAGCGAGAACUGGAAAGUGCUGGACAGUUUGUACCACGGUGCCACGGCCAUUCUGUACAUGAGCGCCGCUGUCCUGCAGGCCAACGCCACCAUCAACUCUGAGUUCGGCACCAACGCGCCGCUCAACUACCAGCUCAACUGCGCUGCCUCGUUCUUCGCCUUCCUCACGACCUUCCUGUACAUCCUCCACGCCUUCAGCAUCUACUACCAGUGAUCUUGGCAGCACCACAUUCACCUUCACAUGACGAGGGCUUUCCCAGUGUGGGAGACCCUGCUGUCUUCCCAAGGUGCUCCUGCCCCAGCCCUGUCACCAGGCCUCAGGAACAGCGGGUCCUUUUGCACUUCAUCACAGGAGGGAUUUUGCUGGGACAUUUCCUGCCUUGCCCGGGGGCUAUGCAAGGGGAGGGGCUGGGCACAGGCCCCGAGCCUCCAACUCUGACAUUCUGCCAAAUAUUGACACCAAGGGAAGGAGAAAAAGAAAAUAAUCACUGUUCCUUCAGCAAACAAUCUCCUUUCUUAUGUAAUUUGCCUUUCUCUGGUUCAGCUCCAUCCCUCCCCAACACAAAUUCAUAACAAUGAUACAAGAUUGUGUUCCUUGACUUUCAGAUGGUUUCAUUUGGUAAAUGCUGUAUUUGGAAUAAAGUGUCAACUGACAGAUUGUGA